Messenger RNA from Anguilla rostrata (American eel), 14540 nucleotides. It is a transcript of the gene dnah2, whose product is annotated as dynein, axonemal, heavy chain 2. Gene Ontology annotation, cellular component: dynein complex. NCBI's taxonomy places the organism in Eukaryota, Metazoa, Chordata, Actinopteri, Anguilliformes, Anguillidae. The transcript is spliced from 85 exons. The record is from RefSeq and is a predicted model, not a curated record. Gene Ontology annotation, molecular function: dynein intermediate chain binding; ATP hydrolysis activity; ATP binding. Gene Ontology annotation, biological process: microtubule-based movement. Bases 87 to 13340 code for a protein of 4417 amino acids.
GGGCAGUCAGUUGGUCGGCAGUCACUGUGGUUGUGUGUCACCGUAAAAAAACUGUCCUCCACAGUGUGAGGGCGCGAGGGGGCGGCAUGGCGGACCAGGAGAGCCCCCGCUCGGGACGAUCCCCCUCGUCCAAAUCCAAGCACGGCGCCGGCUCAGGGAAAAAAAAGCACAAGGGCAGGAAAGGGAAAGCCCUGGCACGGGUGCAGGAGGUUGAGGAGCUGCAGCCCAGUGUGGAGGUCCUGGACCCGAGCGGUCAGAUGGAGGUGCCCGAAAUGGCGGACGAGGGCUUGUACAUGAGGAGACUGAGAGAGCGCUUUAAGAGGUGCGUGGACCUGCGGGGCGUGGCGGGCGACUCCUGGACCGAGGAGAACGACCAGGCCCUGGACAGCUUCUCCUCGGACGCCUCCCUCCUCUUCCUCGUCGUGUACCUGGACCCCUCCUCCGGUCUGCGGGUGGACUUCAGCCUGCCUGCGGAGCAGAUGGAGGAGCAGGUAGCCUACUUCAUCCGGACGGAGGAGGCGGUGAUCGUGGAGGAGAACUUUGAGCGGCUGGUGCACUUCGGCCGGCUGUGGGCGAGGGGCAUGGAGCAGCUGCUGUGGCACCUGAACGGGGUGCACGUGCCCCUGGUCACCCUCAACACCGCCUGGCCCGAGAGCAUCAAGAACAACUACUGCGCCAACCUGCACCGCUUCCUCACCAACCUCACAGACACCCGGUUCAAGCUGGAGGGGAAGACCGUGCUCUACAUCCCCAUGGAGGCUCUGCUGUUCAAGCCCGAGGUGGCGGCCAAGGACAAGGAGCUGGUGCAGAGGAUGGAGGUGGUGAUGAUCCACUGGACGCGUCAGAUCAAGGAGGUGCUGAACGCCCAGGAGACGCUGGAGACGGGCGAGAGCUCGGGCCCCCUGGAGGAGAUCGCCUUCUGGAGGAGCCGCUGCCUGGACCUGACGGGCAUCGGCCACCAGCUGGAGAAGCCGGGCGUCAGCCACGUGCAGGCCAUCCUGCAGCUCUGCAAGUCCACCUACAUCCCGGCCUUCUGCAAGCUCACCAAGCACAUCCAGGAGAGCUCGGAGCAGGCCCAGUCCAACCUGACCUUCCUGUCCCUGCUGCGGGGGCCGUGUGAGGAGAUGGCGCAGCUGAAGCCGAGGGAGGUGGGGCCCAAGCUGGCCCACGUCCUCCAGCUGGUGCGCUUCAUCUGGACCAACUCCAAGUUCUACAACACCCGCGAGCGCCUCAUCCUGCUCUUCCGCAAGCUGAGCAAUGACAUCAUUCGGCUGUGCUGUCGGGAGAUCUCUCUGGACCGGAUCUUCGAGGGCUACGUGGUGUCCAGCAAGCAGACGCUGGCCGAGUGCAUGCAGUGCUGCGUCAACUGGAAGGACAUGUACUUCCACACCUCCCAGCUGCACCACAAGUACUCCAGCGAGGGCUGGGUUUUAGCCCCCACCAGCAUCUUUGCUCUGGUGGAUGCUUUCAUUCAAAGGUGUUUUAUUCUCCGCCAGGUGUGUGACUGCCAGAAGCACUUUGGCCGCUGGGAGGAGGGGGUGCAGGUGCCCCUUCCCUGUUUCCAGGGGAAACAGGGGGAGGAGCUAGCCCGCAGCCUGCUGGACAUCGAGUCCGCCUUCCACAGCUGCCUGCAGACGCUCAGUAAGAGCGGCCAGGGCAUCCUGGACGUGAAGAACACCACCUGGCACGACGAGUACAACCUGUUCCGUGCCUGGGUGAAGGAUCUGGAGGUAAUGAUGCAGAACCUGAUUUGCAAGGCCUUUGAUACGGUGAACACAGUGGAGGAGGGAAUCCAGCUGCUGGACAUCUUCUAUCACCUGUCAGCCAGAGAGUCCAUAAAGCACACCAUUAACCUGAAGAUGACGGAAGUGUACGGGAUCUUCAGUAAGGAGCUCAACACCAUGAACAAGGAGCUGAGUAAGAAGGUCUGCCUGCUGCCCGCCCACAUCCCGCAGCACGCUGGCCGGGCCCAGUGGACCAUGGCCCUGCGCCGCCGCAUCGAGAAGCCUAUGGAGGUGCUGCAGAAGGCCCACUUCAUGCGCGCGAGCAGCGACCGGGAGGAGGUGGAGCAGGCGCACGCGCAGCUGCUGCAGGCGCUGGACGAGCGCGCGCGCCGCGUCUUCGGCGAGUGGAGCCGCGGCCUGGACCACCAGAGCCUGGUCCGCCUGGAGCAGCCGCUCAUGAGCCGCUGCCGGGACCAGCCCAGCAAGCUGGACGUCAACUUCAACAAGAUCAUCAGCGCCCUUUCCCCAGAGGAGCUGGGCCUGUUCCGGGAGCGCAUCCGCUGCCUGGACAAGACGUUCCAGCCCGGCCUGUCCAAGCUCCUGUGGGCGUCCCGCCCCGAGGCGGCCAGCUUCUUCACCAACGACUGCCGCGUGCAGGCCAGCAAGGUGCAGCAGCUGGUGGACGAGUACAAGGCGGCGAACCUGGCCAUCGCGCGCAUCUGCCGCCACAUGAGCGAGCUGCUGCUGGUGAGGAUCGACGGGAAGACGGUGUACCAGGACCUGGAGUUCCAGGAGGACCAGCAGGCCCACCGGCAGAGCCAACAACUCCGCCUGCGCUCCGCCCACCACGACAUCGUCUCCGUCAUGACCCGCAUCUACGAGACCUUCCGCUCAGACGGGCCCGAGGUGCAGGAGCACUGGGUCUCCUACACAGAGAACAUGGACGUCAUGGUGGAGGAAGCCCUGCGCCUCAACAUCAAGAGGUCCCUGCUGGAGCUGUCCAAGGCCGUCAACGGAGACAGCAAGACCACCCCCAACCCCCUCUUCAGGGUGCAGGUGGUACUGCAGCAGGCCGCCCCCGGCGCUGUGGAACAGGUGGAGUUCUCCCCGUCGCUGCAGAGCCUGGCGGACAGCGUGAACAGCAUCAGCAGCCAGCUCAUCAGCACCAUCUCCGUGUUCAGGCGCCUGCCCGACCUGCUCACGCCCCAGCGCUCUCAGAAGAGGCCCAUGCACAGCAUCAUCGAGCAGGACGAGGAGAUCUGCAAGAUCCAGGCCUCGGUGGCGGCGGGGAUGGUGGCCAACAGGACGCACCUGCAGGCCUACCUGAAGACCUGGGACAAGCACCGCGAGAUCUGGGAGAUCAACAAGGACUCCUUCAUCCGCCGCUACCAGCGGCUCAACCCGCCCGUCUCGUCCUUCGACGCCGACAUAGCCAGGUACACGGAGGUGGCGAAUAACGUGCAGAAGGAGGAGACGGUGCUGAACGUGCAGUUCGUGCUGCUGGACUGCUCCCUGCUCAAGUACUCCCUGGUGCAGCACUGCAACGACUGGCAGGAGAAAUUCACCCAGCUGCUCAACGUCAUGGCAACCAGCCGCCUGCAGGACCUGCACUCCUUCCUGCGGGACAACGGGCAGAGGCUGAGUCGGCCUCCUCAGACUCUGGUGGAGCUGGGGGACAGUCUGAAGCUGCUGGAGGUGCUGCAGGGGGACCUGAGUAAGCUGGAGAGCCAGAUUCCCCCCAUUCAGGAGCAGUUCACCAUCCUGGAGAAGUACGAGGUCUCUGUGGACCCUGCUGUCCAGGAGAUGUUGGCCAAUCUGGGCGGGGAGUGGGUGCGGUUCCAGCAGGCUCUGCUGGACAGCGAGGCCAUGCUGAAGAAGAACAAGGAGAGGUUCAAGAGCAGCCUCAUCGUGUCGGCCGAGGAGUUCAAGAGGAAGAUGCACGGCGUGGUGGACGACUUCCACGAGUCAGGCCCGUUCAGCAGUGCGGUCCCCUCGGCUGCAGCUCUGGAGCAGGUCUCCGCUCUGCGCUCCCAGCUGGAGACCCUGAAGGAGGAGGAGCUCACCAUCCGCCACGGCCUGGCCAUCUUCAAGAUCGAGCAGCCGCCCUCCAAGGAGGUGCACAAGAUGGAGGAGGACCUGGAUCUCCUGCAGCAGGUAUGGCAGAUCAGACAGGAGUGGGAGGAUCACUGGGAGGAGUGGAAAGUGGGCCAGCUGGUCGCCCUGGAGACGGAGAGCAUGGAGAGCACCGCCCAGCACAUGUUCAAGAAGCUGCACAAACUCAGCCGUGAGCUCAAGGAUAAGAGCUGGGAGAUCAUCGGCUCCUCCAAGAAGAGGAUCGACCAGUUCAAGAAGACCAUUCCCCUCAUCGCUGACCUGCGGAACCCUGCCAUGCGGGACAGGCACUGGGAGCAGAUAAAAGCAGAGGUGCAGCACUCCUUUGACCAGGCCGGCUCAGACUUCACCCUGGAGAAGAUUGUGGCCCUGGGUAUGCACCUCCAUGCGGAGAAGAUCAGCGAAAUAUCAGGAGCCGCCAGCAAAGAGCUGUCCAUCGAGCAGUCUCUGGAGGACAUCGCAGCUGCAUGGGAGGAGACGGUCCUGGACAUCGCACCUUACAAAGACAAGGGUCACCACAGGCUCAGGGGCACGGAGGAGGUGUUCCAGGCGCUGGAGGAUAACCAGGUGACCCUGUCCACCAUGAAGGCGUCCCGCUUCGUGCGCGCCUUCGAGAAGGAGGUGGACCGCUGGGAGCGCUGCCUGUCCCUGGUGCUGGAGGUCAUCGAGAUGAUCCUGACCGUGCAGCGCCAGUGGAUGUACCUGGAGAACAUUUUCCUGGGGGAGGACAUUCGGAAACAGCUGCCCCGGGAGACCACGGAGUUCGACAAGAUCAACUCCAGCUGGAAGACCAUCAUGGACCGGCUCAGCAAGGACAACAAUGCGCUGAGAGGGACGCAUUACCCAGGACUGCUGGAGAAGCUGACGGACAUGAACAGCAGGCUGGAGGAGAUUCAGAAGUCCCUGGACAUGUACCUGGAGACCAAGCGGCAGAUCUUCCCUCGCUUCUACUUCCUGUCCAACGACGACCUGCUGGAGAUCCUGGGACAGGCUCGCAACCCGGAGGCGGUCCAGCCGCACCUCAAGAAGUGCUUCGACAACAUCAAGAGCCUGAGGAUCAGUAAGAUGGGGAUCAGCAGCAAGUCGGAGGCUAACGGCAUGUUCUCGUCGGACGGGGAGUUUGUGGACUUCACCCACACAGUGCUGCUGGAGGGGCCAGUGGAGGCCUGGCUGUGUGACAUAGAGCACACCAUGCGCUUCACACUGAAGGACUGCCUGAGGAACUGCCGCAUGGGCCUGAGGAAGAUGACCGGGAAGAGAGACAAGUGGGUGAGAGACUGGCCUGGGCAGAUGCUCAUCACUGCCAGCCAGAUCCAGUGGACCACCGACGUCACCAAGUCUCUGAUGAUCGGCAAGGAGCGCGCAGACAAGACGGCCCUCAAAUCCAUGAAGAAGAAGCAGGUGUCGAUGCUGCGGCGGUACUCGGAGGCCAUCCGCGGGAACCUGUCCAAGAUCCUGCGGCUGAAGAUCGUGGCGCUGGUGACCGUGGAGGUCCACAACCGCGACGUCAUCGACAAGCUGGCCAAGGCCGGGUGCUGCGACGUGUCCUCCUUCGAUUGGCUGAGCCAGCUGCGUCUGUACUGGGAUAAGGACGUGGACGACUGCAUCAUCAGACAGACCAACACGCGCUUCCUGUACGGAUACGAGUACCUGGGCAACUCCGGCCGCCUGGUCAUCACCCCCCUCACUGACAGGUGCUACAUGACCCUAACCACGGCCCUGCACCUGAACCGGGGGGGCUCCCCCAAGGGCCCGGCCGGCACGGGGAAGACGGAGACGGUGAAGGACCUGGGCAAGGCCAUGGGCAUGUACGUCAUCGUGGUCAACUGCUCCGAGGGCCUGGACUUCAAAUCCAUGGGCCGCAUGUACUCUGGCCUGGCUCAGACGGGCGCGUGGGGCUGCUUCGACGAGUUCAACCGCAUCAACAUCGAGGUGCUGUCGGUGGUGGCGCAGCAGAUCCUGUCCAUCCUCUCCGCCCUGGCCGCCGGGGCCACCAACUUCACGUUCGAGGGCCGGGACAUCCGCCUGGUGUGGUCCUGCGGCAUCUUCAUCACCAUGAACCCCGGCUACGCCGGGCGCACGGAGCUCCCAGACAACCUGAAGUCCAUGUUCCGGCCCAUCUCCAUGGUGGUGCCGGACUCCACGCUCAUCGCCGAAAUCACGCUGUUCGGGGAGGGCUUCAACAACUGCAAGAUGCUGGCGAAGAAGGUGUUCACUCUGUACUCGCUGGCGGUGCAGCAGCUGUCCAAGCAGGACCACUACGACUUCGGCCUGCGCGCCCUGACCUCGCUCCUGCGCUACGCGGGGAAGAAGCGCCGCGUCUGCCCCGACAGCGGAGACGAGGAGAUCCUGCUGAUGUCCAUGAAGGACAUGAACAUCGCCAAACUGACGGCUGUCGACCUGCCGCUCUUCAGUGGUAUCGUCCAGGACCUGUUUCCUGGCGUGGACACCCCCACCAUCGACUACGGAAAGCUGCAGAAAACCAUCGAGGCGGAGCUGCGGCAGAGCGGCCUGCAGGUCACGCCCUUCACCGUCACCAAGGUGAUCCAGCUGUACGAGACCAAGAACUCCCGCCACUCCACCAUGAUCGUGGGCAAGACCGGCAGCGGCAAGACCGUCACCUGGAGGACGCUGCAGAGCGUGCUCACCACAAUGCACCGCAAGGGCGACCCCAGCUACAACGUGGUCCGGGAGUGCCCUCUGAACCCCAAGGCCGUGAGUCUGGGGGAGCUGUACGGGGAGUACGACCUCUCCACCAACGAGUGGACGGACGGGGUGCUGUCGUCCCUCAUGAGGGGGGCCUGCGCAGAUGAAAAGCCAGAUGAGAAGUGGAUCGUGUUCGACGGGCCGGUCGACACUCUGUGGAUCGAGAGCAUGAACUCCGUGAUGGACGACAACAAGGUGCUGACGCUCAUCAACGGAGAGAGGAUCUCCAUGCCAGAGCAGGUGUCCCUGCUGUUCGAGGUGGAGGACCUGGCAGUGGCCUCUCCCGCCACAGUGUCCCGCUGCGGCAUGGUCUACAACGACUACAGCGACCUGGGCUGGAGGCCCUUCGUCCAGUCCUGGAUCGAGAAGCGCAACAAGGUGGAGGUGGAGCACCUGAAGCGCCUGUUUGAUAAGUACAUAGAGCAGACCAUCAGCUACAGGAAGGCGCACUGCAGCGAGCUGGUGUCCAUCACGGAGCUCAACGGCGUGAGCUCGCUCUGCAGGCUGUACGACGCGCUGGCCACGCCCGAGAACGGGGUGAUGCCCUCAGACACUGAGCACUAUGGUCGCAUGGUGGAGCUCUGGUUCCUCUUCAGCCUCAUCUGGUCAGUGUGCGCCUCUGUGGACGAGGACGGCCGCAAGAUAAUGGACAACUACCUGCGGGAGAUAGAGGGGACCUUCCCCAACAAGGACACUAUUUACGAGUACUACAUCGACCCCAAGAACAAGUCCUGGGCCCCGUUUGAGGAUAAACUGUGCAAAGGGUGGCGCUACCCCUGCAACUCUCCCUUCUACAAGAUCAUGGUGCCGACGGUGGACACGGUGCGGUACAACUUCCUGGUGAAGGCCCUGGUGUGCGGGCAGUACCCGGUGCUGCUGGUGGGCCCCGUGGGCACGGGCAAGACCUCGGUGGCCCAGAGCGUCCUGCAGGGCCUGGACCCCUCCAAGUGGGCCAUGCUCACCAUCAACAUGUCCUCCCAGACCACCUCUAACAACGUCCAGGCCAUCAUCGAGAGCAGGGUGGAGAAGCGCACCAAGGGCGUGUUCUUCCCCGUGGGGGGCAAGCGCAUGCUGGCCUUCCUGGACGACCUGAACAUGCCGGCGCUGGACGACUUCGGCUCCCAGCCCCCCCUGGAGCUGCUCCGCCUCUGGAUCGACUACAGCUUCUGGUACGACAGGCAGAAGCAGACGAUCAAGUGCAUCAAGGACAUGUUCCUGAUGGGAGCGAUGGGGCCCCCUGGUGGAGGGAGGACUCACAUCUCCGAUCGUCUGCAGAGUCGCUUCAACCUGAUCAACAUGACCUUCCCCACGGAGUCUCAGAUAAAGCGCAUCUACGGGACGAUGAUCAACCAGAAGCUGCAGGACUUCGCCGAGGAGGUGAAGCCCAUCGGGACGAUCCUGACCCAGGCCACGCUCGAGCUGUACUACGCCAUCGUCGGCCGCUUCCUGCCCACCCCCGCCAAGAUCCACUACCUGUUCAACCUCAGGGACAUCUCCAAGGUGUUCCAGGGGCUGCUGCGGGCCCACAAGGACUACCACGACACCAAGCAGAGCGUGACUCGCCUGUGGAUCCACGAGUGCUUCAGGGUGUUCUCAGACAGGCUGGUCGACCAGAGCGACCUGGAGGCCUUCUUGGCCAUUCUCGCUGAGAAACUGGGCUCCCUGUUCGACCUCACCUACCACAACAUCUGCCCCAACAAGCAGCCGCCUCUCUUCGGGGACUUCCUGAAAGACCUGAAGGUGUACGAGGACCUGGCGGACUUCAAGACCCUGAAGAACUUCAUGGAGUCCCAGCUGGAGGACUACAACCUGACCCCCGGCAUGGUGCCCAUGAACCUGGUGCUGUUCCGGGACGCCAUCGAGCACGUAAUGCGCAUCGUGCGGGUGAUCAGUCAGCCGCGGGGCAACAUGCUGCUGGUGGGCAUCGGGGGCUCCGGCCGGCAGAGCCUCUCCCACCUGGCGUCCGCCAUCUGCGAGUACCACGUCUUCCAGGUGGAGGUGACCAAGCAGUACCGCAAGCAGGAGUUCAGAGAGGACAUUAAGAAGCUGUACCGCCAGGCCGGCGUGGACAACAAGCCCACCGUGUUCCUGUUCAACGACACGCAGAUCGCGGACGAGUCCUUCCUGGAGGACAUCAACAACAUCCUGAGCUCGGGGGAGGUCCCCAACCUCUACAAGGCCGACGAAUUUGAGGAGGUCCAGAGUGCUCUCUCCGAUGCAGCCAGAAAGGACAAAGUGCUGGAGACCGCAGACUCCAUGUUCACAUACCUGAUUGAGAGAGUGAGGAACAACCUGCACAUCGUGCUCUGCAUGAGUCCUGUGGGAGACCCCUUCAGGAACCGGAUCCGCCAGUACCCCGCGCUGGUGAACUGCACCACCAUCGACUGGUUCUCCGAGUGGCCGCGGGACGCCCUGCUGGAGGUGGCCGAGCGGUACCUGGAUGGGCUGGUGCUGGGGGACGUGGAGGGGAUCCAGAACAAGGUGGCCAGCAUCUUCGUGACCAUGCACCAGUCUGUGGACCUGUACUCCCAGAGGAUGAAGCUCGAGCUGAAGAGGCACAAUUACGUCACUCCCACCAACUACCUGGAGCUGGUGGCGGGGUACAAAAAGCUUCUGCUGGAGAAGCGCAAGGAGGUGGGAGACCAGGUCUCCAAGCUGCGGAACGGCCUGUACAAGAUCGACGACACGCGGGUGAAGGUGGAGGCCAUGUCCGUGGAGCUGGAGGAGGCCAAGAAGAAGGUGGCGGAGUUCCAGAAGGAGUGCGAGGCGUACCUGUGCAUCAUCGUCCAGCAGAAGCGGGAGGCCGACGAGCAGCAGAAGACGGUGAGCGCUCACAGUGAGAAGAUCGGCGCCGAGGAGAUCAACUGCAAAGCCAUGGCAGAGAACGCGCAGAAAGACCUGGACGAGGCCCUGCCUGCUCUGGAGGAGGCCAUGAAGUCCUCUCUGCCAGGCGAGUCCAAUUUCAUCAAGCAGCUGGUCAACUUCGACAAGGACAACAUCUCGGACCGCGUGCUGAAGAAGAUCGCGCACUACUGCACGCAGCCGGACUUCCACCCCGAGAUCAUCGGCCGCGUGUCCCUGGCCGCCAAAUCGCUCUGCAUGUGGGUGCGGGCCAUGGAGGUGUACGGGAGGAUCUUCAGGGUGGUGGAGCCUAAGAGGGCUCGACUGCAUGGGGCCAUGUCUCAACUGGCAGAGAAACAGGCAGCGCUGGCAGCGUCACAGGCCAAGCUCAAAGAGGUGGGAGAUAAGCUGGAUCUGCUGAAGAGGGACUACGAUGAGAAGCUGGCCCAGAAGGAGGAGCUGCGGAUCAAGUCCGAGGACAUGGAGCUGAAACUGGACCGGGCCGGCAAGCUGGUGUCCGGCCUGGCCGGGGAGAGGGUCCGCUGGGAGGAGACCGUCAAGGGUCUGGAGAAGGACAUGGGAUUCCUGGUGGGGGACUGCCUGCUGGCUGCAGCCUUCCUGUCCUACAUGGGCCCCUUCCUCUCCAGCUACAGAGAAGAAAUGGUCAUCAGCAUCUGGAUGAAACAGUUCGCGGAGCUGCAGGUGCCCUGCUCCCCCUCUUUCAGUUUCGCUCUGUUCCUGUCCAAGCCCACCACCGUCCGGAACUGGAACAUCCAGGGGCUGCCGUCCGACGCCUUCUCCACCGAGAACGGUGUCAUCGUCACCCGUGGCAACAGAUGGCCGCUAAUGGUGGACCCUCAAGGACAGGCACUGAAGUGGAUCAAGAACAUGGAAUCGGAACGGGGCCUGAAGGUGAUCGACCUGCAGAUGCCGGACUUCCUGCGCACGCUGGAGAACGCCGUGCAGUUCGGCUCGCCCGUCCUUCUGCAGAACGUGCAGGAGGAGCUGGAUCCCUCCCUGGCGCCCAUCCUCAACAAGUCCCUGAAACGCGUCGGGGGGCGUUUGCUGAUGAAGCUGGGGGAUAAAGAGGUGGAGUACAGCCCGGAGUUCCGCUUCUACAUCACCACCAAGCUGUCCAACCCGCACUACACGCCUGAGAUCUCCACCAAGACCACCAUCGUCAACUUUGCGGUCAAGGAGCAGGGUCUGGAAGCCCAGCUUCUGGGGAUCGUGGUGAGGAAGGAGCGUCCGGAGCUGGAGGAGCAGAAGGACUCCCUGGUGAUCAACAUCGCCACCGGCAAGAGAAAACUGCAGGAGCUGGAGGAUGAGAUUCUCAGGCUGCUGAACGAGGCAACAGGCUCCCUUCUGGACGACGUGCAGUUGGUUAACACACUGCAGACCUCCAAGGUGACGGCCAAUGAGGUGACAGAACAGCUGGAGACCAGCGAGCAGACAGAGAUCGAGAUCGACACGGCCAGGGAGGGUUACCGGCCGUGUGCCCAGCGGGCCUCCAUUUUGUUCUUCGUGCUGAAUGACAUGGGGAGGAUGGACCCCAUGUACCAGUUCUCCCUGGACGCCUACAUCGACCUGUUCAACCUGAGCAUCGAGAAGAGCCAGCGCAGCCCCAACCUGGAGGAGAGGAUCGAACACCUCAACGACUACCACACCUACGCUGUGUACAGGUACACCUGUCGCGGGCUCUUCGAACGGCACAAGCUGCUCUUCAGUUUCCAGAUGUGCACCAAGAUCCUGGAAGUGGCCGGGAAGCUGCACAUGGAUGAGUACAGCUUCUUCCUGCGUGGGGGGCUGGUCCUGGAUAAGGAAGGACAGAUGGACAACCCGUGCAGCGGCUGGCUGUCAGAUGCUAACUGGGACAACAUCACCGAGCUGGACAAGCUGGGCAACUUCCACGGGCUCAUGAGCUCAUUCGAGCAGUACCCCCGAGACUGGCAGCAGUGGUACACCAGCGCAGAGCCCGAGAUCGCCGCUCUGCCCGGCGAGUGGGAGAACUCGUGCUCCGAGCUGCAGCGCAUGCUGAUCGUGCGCUCGCUGCGGCAGGACCGCGUCUCCUUCUGCGUCACCUCCUUCAUCAUCAACAACCUGGGCGCCCGCUUCGUGGAGCCGCCCGUGCUCGACAUGAAGGCCGUCGUGGAGGACUCCACCACCAGGACGCCCCUGAUCUUCGUGCUGUCCCCAGGCGUGGACCCCACGGGGGCGCUGCUGCACCUGGCCGAAAGCUCGGGCAUGGCCCAGCGUUUCCACGCCCUCUCGCUGGGGCAGGGACAGGCCCCCAUCGCCACCCGCAUGAUCAAAGAGGGGGUGAAGAGCGGUCACUGGGUGUUCCUGGCUAACUGUCACCUGUCCCUGUCCUGGAUGCCGCAGCUGGAUAAGCUGGUGGAGCAGCUGCAGGUGGAGGAGCCCCACCCAGACUUCCGCCUGUGGCUCAGCUCCUCCCCCCACCCCGAGUUCCCCAUCGCCAUCCUGCAGGCUGGCAUCAAGAUGACCACCGAGCCCCCCAAGGGCAUCAAGUCCAACAUGAAGCGGCUGUACCAGCUGGUGACGGAGGCGCAGUUCAGCCGCUGCACGCGGCCCCCCCUGUACCGCAAGCUGCUCUUCGCCCUCUGCUUCUUCCACAGUGUCCUGCUGGAGAGGAAGAAGUUCCUGCAGCUGGGCUGGAACAUCAUCUACGGCUUCAACGACUCCGACUUCGAGGUGAGUGAGAACCUCACCAGCCUCUACCUGGACGAGUAUGAGGAGGUCCCCUGGGACGCCCUCAAGUACCUCAUCGCCGGGGUCAACUACGGGGGUCACGUGACCGACGACUGGGACAGGCGGCUGCUCACCACCUACAUCAACGACUACUUCAACGAGAACGCCGUGGCAGUGCCCUUCUUCAAGCUGUCCUCCCUGCCCACGUACUACAUCCCACGGGACGGCCCGCACACGUCCUACCUGGAGUACAUCAGCAUGCUGCCCAACAUCGAGCACCCGGCGGUGUUCGGCCAGCACCCCAACGCCGACAUCGCCAGCCAGAUCGCCGAGACGCGCACGCUGUUCGACACGCUGCUCUCCCUGCAGCCCCAGGUCACCAGCGCCGCCGCCAGCGGGGCGGGGCCCAGCCGCGAGGACAAAGUGCUGGAGCUCUCUGCUGAUGUGCGACAGAAGAUCCCGGCUCAGAUGGACUAUGAGGGGACCAGGCAGCUGCUGCAGGACGACCCCUCUCCCCUCAACGUGGUGCUCCUGCAGGAGAUCCAGAGAUACAACGCCCUGCUACACACCAUCAAGUCAUCCCUGGAGGAGCUGGAGAAGGGGAUCCAGGGCCUGGUGGUGAUGUCCAGUAAUCUGGAGGAGACCUUCCACUGUAUCUAUGACGCCCGCGUACCUCCACUGUGGGAGAAGGCGUACCCCUCCCUGAAGCCACUGGCCUCCUGGACGCGGGACCUGUGCCAGCGCGUGGAGCAGUUUUCCCGCUGGGCAGAGACCUCCUACCCCCCCACGCUCUUCUGGCUGUCCGGCUUCACCUUCCCCACCGGCUUCCUGACCGCCGUGCUGCAAGCCUCCGCACGCCAGCACAACGUCUCCGUGGACACUCUGUCCUGGGAGUUUAUCGUCUCCACAGUGGAUGAUGGCAACCUCCUGUUUCCCCCUAAGGACGGGGUGUUCAUCCGGGGCCUGUUCCUGGAGGGGGCGGGCUGGGACAAGAAGAACUCGUGCCUGGUGGAAGCAGAGCCCAUGCAGCUGGUCUGCCCCAUCCCCACCAUCCACUUCAAACCCGUGGAGGCCCGCAAGAAAGUGGCCAAGAGUAUGUACUCCUGCCCGUGCUACUACUUCCCGGUGCGCUCGGGGGGGGCGGGCCGCCCCUCCUUCGUGGUGGGGGUGGACCUCAAGUCCGGAGCCGUCUCACCGGACCACUGGAUAAAGAGGGGGACCGCUCUGCUCAUGAGCCUGGAUCACUAGGGAACAGUGCACCAGGCCUGGAUCACUAGGGAACAGUGCACCAGUCCUGGAUCACUAGGGAACAGUGCACCAGUCCUGGAUCACUAGGGAACAGUGCACCAGUCCUGGAUCACUACGGAACAGUGCACCAGUCCUGGAUCACUAGGGAACAGUGCACCAGUCCUGGAUCACUAGGGAACAGUGCACCAGUCCUGGAUCACUAGGGAACAGUGCACCAGUCCUGGAUCACUAGGGAACAGUGCACCAGUCCUGGAUCACUAGGGAACAGUGCACCAGUCCUGGAUCACUAGGGAACAGUGCACCAGUGCACACACAGACUACACAUUCACUACACACAUACACUACACGCAUACACUGUAUACACACACGCACAUACACUACACACACACACUAUAUACACACACACACAGAUUACACAUUCACUACACACAUAUGCUACACGCAGACUACACAUUCACUACACACAUACACUGUAUACAUACACACACACACACUACACGCACACUAUAUACACACACACAUACACGUGCACACACGCACACACACUACACACACACAUACACGUGCACACACGCACACACACUACACACACACAUACACUAUAUACACACUCACAUACACUACACACACACAUACACUAUAUACACACACACAUACGUGCACACACGCACAUACACUACACACACACGCACACAGUAUACACACACACUACACACACGCACACAUACACUACACACUAUACACACGAGCACACAUACACACGCACGCACUAUACACACACACAUACACACUAUACACACAUACACACAUCUGUAGUCAUAUUCACAUACACCUAACAUAAAUACAUGCACACAUCCCUAUUUGAAUACCCACAUGCAAACAUUGGUUCAAAUAAACACACUUUGCUGUAUGCACAUAUACCUAUACAAAUACACAUUUACAAGUAAAAACUCCCGCACACACUUACAGAAGCAAGCACACAGUAUUCAGGCAAUGCUGAAUGAAAGGAAAAGCAGGCUUUGUCACUUUAAAUCACAAUGUUUCAUCGGUUCACGUUUGUAUGUAAUUAUUUUAAGGGGGUUCUGAAGAAGCUUGAAGGCAGAAUGAACGCACUUCUUUAUCAGAUGUUAAACAUGCGGUUCUAUUUGUCUCCCGAGAGCAGUGGAUGGGAAAUAAAUAAAGAGGCCGUUCCCUCUCUCA